AUGAGCUCAAAUCAGACCAAUGGUAUUGAGGAGUCUAAUGAUAUAGUAAAGACGCAAGUCGCAGGUGUAGCGCAACCUCAUAUGCAACCUUCCAUAGAAUUGCCUGUUCUGUCUACUGAAGGCCCUAAUUAUUUAAGCAAUUCAUCUUCACACCCUUCUCAGACUUCUUUAACUUCCUAUGCUGAUACUGAAAAUGUUACCAGCACAGCCGACAGCACUGUGGUAUCUUCAGCCUUGUCGACGCCUCACGUCGAAGACUCUGCCAGCUUCGAUGAACUUAAGGUUGAUGGUACUAGACGUUCAGGACGUGUGAAACGUUCUGUUUAUCCAGAGCAGUCUUUCUUUGAUUUUGACGAACAAGAGAUUCCUAGCUCUAAAAAGAGGAGAAGCAGGGUGGCACCGGUACAAAGAAAGUCAUCUGAAGAAAGUGAAGAUGAGGCUGAUGCUUAUGACCGCCAGCAUAGAACUAGUUAUGUUCCUACUGAAGUUCGAACUUCCGCUCGAUCCUCAAAGGGCGGAGUAAACUAUAAUGAGCAGAAUCUCUACGGGGAUUUGGAUAACGAAGAAGAUGAAGAAAUGGAGGAAGAAGUUGAAGAAGAGUACGAUCCUGCCAUCGAUUUUGUUUUGAAUCAUCGUAAGCGCGAAGAUGCUGAGGACGAUGAUCCCAAGAAAAGUUAUCAAUACCUUAUAAAAUGGCAAGAGUUGUCUCAUCUGCACAACACAUGGGAAGAUUAUGCCUCGGCUACUUCUGUUCGUGGUUUUAAGAAAGUUGAUAACUAUAUAAAACAAAACAUAAUCUAUGACCGUGAAAUUCGGGAAGAUCCAUCAACUACAUACGAGGAUUUGGAGGCACUUAACAUUGAUCGGGAGCGAAAGAAUAUGGUAUACGAGGAAUACAAAAUUGUUGAACGGAUUGUAGCCUCUGAACCUAAUGAAGAGGGCAAAACAGAAUAUUUUGUCAAAUGGAGACAGCUGCCUUAUGAUAAUUGUACUUGGGAAGAUGGUAAUUUAAUCUACAGUAUGGCUCCCAAUGAAGUGUUUCAAUUUCUCCAAAGAGAAAACAGCCCAUAUUUGCCAAACAAAGGUGUAUUUUAUAAUACAAGGCCUCCUUACCGUAAAUUAGAAAAGCAACCCUCCUAUAUUAAAGGAGGAGAGAUUAGGGAUUUCCAAUUAACAGGAAUUAAUUGGAUGGCUUAUUUAUGGCACAAGAAUGAAAACGGUAUUUUGGCUGAUGAAAUGGGUUUGGGUAAAACUGUCCAAGCCGUUUGUUUUCUUUCCUAUCUAGUUCAUUCCUUAAGGCAACAUGGGCCUUUUUUAAUCGUUGUUCCACUUUCCACAGUACCAGCUUGGCAAGAAACCUUAACAAAUUGGACUCCAGAUUUAAACUGUAUUUGCUACACUGGAAAUACCGAAUCUCGAACAAAUAUUCGAGAGCACGAAUUUUUCAUGUCUUCCAAUAAUCGAAAGCUCAAGUUUAACGUCCUUUUGACAACUUACGAGUACAUUUUAAAAGAUAAAAAUGAGCUCAAUAACUUUCGAUGGCAAUAUCUUGCAAUUGAUGAAGCUCAUCGUUUAAAAAAUAGCGGAUCUUCGCUUUACGAAACUCUCUCCCAAUUCAAAACUUCCGAUAGACUCUUAAUUACUGGCACUCCGUUGCAAAAUAAUUUAAAGGAGCUGGCAUCCUUGGUUAAUUUCCUAAUGCCUGGUAAAUUUUAUAUCAAAGAAGAACUAAAUUUCGAUCAGCCUAAUGAGGACCAGGAACGUGAUAUUCGCGAUCUUCAACAAAGACUGCAACCAUUUAUUCUCCGACGAUUAAAAAAAGAUGUGGAAAAGUCGCUGCCAUCAAAAUCAGAACGUAUCCUGCGGGUCGAAUUAUCAGACAUGCAAACUCAGUGGUACAAAAAUAUUAUUACAAAAAACUAUCGUGCUCUUAUUGGUAGUACUGAUGGAAGAAACCAGCUAUCUUUAUUGAAUAUUGUCGUUGAGCUCAAGAAAACCUCCAACCAUCCCUAUCUGUUUCCAGGAACGGAAGAGAAAUGGAUGACUGGCAGAAAAAUGACAAGAGAAGAUACCCUUCGUGGUAUAAUUAUGAAUAGUGGAAAAAUGGUUUUGUUGGAUAAAUUAUUACAAAGACUUAAACGAGAUGGUCAUCGUGUUUUAAUUUUUAGCCAAAUGGUUAAAAUGUUAAAUAUCUUAGCAGAGUACAUGUCUCUACGAGGUUAUAACUAUCAACGUCUUGAUGGAACAAUUCCUGCAUCUGUACGAAGAGUAUCGAUUGAUCAUUUCAACGCGCCUGAUAGUCCUGAUUUUGUUUUUUUAUUGAGUACUAGAGCAGGUGGUCUAGGUAUAAAUUUAAGUACUGCAGAUACGGUUAUUAUUUUUGAUUCUGAUUGGAAUCCUCAAGCGGAUCUUCAAGCAAUGGCACGUGCUCAUAGAAUUGGGCAAAAAAACCAUGUAAAUGUUUAUCGCUUUUUGUCUAGAGACACAGUUGAAGAAGAUAUUUUGGAGCGUGCUAGAAGGAAAAUGAUUUUGGAAUAUGCUAUCAUUUCUUUAGGUGUCACUGAGAAGCCGAAAACGUCUAAAAAUGAUAAGUAUAGUGCUGAAGAACUUAGUGCUAUUUUGAAGUUUGGUGCAUCGAACAUGUUUAAAGCGAAUGAAAACCAGAGAAAAUUAGAAAACAUGAAUCUAGACGAUAUCCUAAGUCAUGCUGAAGAUCACGAUUCGUCCAAUGAUGUCGGUGGAGCUAGCAUGGGAGGCGAAGAGUUUUUAAAGCAAUUUGAAGUUACCGACUAUAAAGCUGACGAUCUCAAAUGGGAUGACAUUAUACCCGAGGAUGACUUGGAGAGAAUUGAAGAAGAAGAACGAGUAUUAGCUGCUCAAAGAGCCGAAGAAGAAGAACGCGAACGAAGAGAAGAAGAGAUGCGAGAAGCUGAAGAAGAGCAAACUUCUCGUGCGUCAAAACGAACUACCAAGUCCAUCACGAAGCGUCAACAACGUCGAGAAGAAGCAAUACGGGAGAAGGAAGUUCGUCAACUCUAUCGUGCCAUGAUCAAAUUUGGUUUAGUCGAAGAACGAUUUACUGACAUCGUGAAAGAGGCAGAAUUGGAAGCUACUGAUCCCAAACGAAUUUUGCAAGUUUCAUCUGACAUCGUGAAGUCAUGUGAGAAGGCUGUUGAACAAGUUGAAGCGGAGGAUAUAAAAAACAAACAACCUCGUAAAGCAAUUUUGAUUGAAUACCGAGGGGUAAAACACAUCAAUGCGGAAACGAUUACCCAGAGAGUAAAAGACUUGACCUAUUUGCAUCGAGCGUAUAAGGGUUUAGACCCGCUAAAGCAACGUAUUGGCUAUCCUAUUCGAAGUGUCCAUAGCUGGAAUUGUACAUGGGGUAUAAAGGAAGAUUCUAUGUUGCUUGCUGGUAUUGACCGACAUGGAUUUGGAUCGUGGCAGGCAAUUAAAAUGGAUUCUGAUCUAGGACUGCAGAACAAAAUAUUUUUAGAAGAAGCUAAAAAUGAGAAAGAUUCUAGAAAUGUCCCAAGCGCGGUACAUUUAGUACGCCGAGGAGAGUAUUUAUUAAGUGUUGUCCGGGAGCAUCCUGACCUCUUUAAGACAAAGUCAGAUCAAGCGACGAAGCGGAAAUAUACUCGUAAAAACAGCGGCACUAAAACUUCUGGACGACAAACUACUUUGGAUGAUUCCGUUGCAUCCAAAAACAAAAAUCGUGGAAAGAAGCAGACACAAGAUGAUGACAAUACAGAAGGUGAAGGAGAAGGAGAAGGAGAAGCCUCGCCUGAUGGAACAGUCGGGGAAGAGGAAAUAGAGGAGGAAGAGGAAAAGCCAAAGCCUAAAGCUCCCAAGAGAGCAUUGCGUUCCAAUAGCGGUGCUAAACCACAAAGAACAAGCCGACGGACUACUAGGAAUUCUUCAAAAGCACCGUCAGCGAUGGAUACCCUUACAGCGGCUGCUGGUUUAGAUGCUGAGUUGGAUACUCAAUCUUCGAAGGAACCAGUAAAAACGGAAACUGAAGACAAUUCAAUUGAAAAAGAAAAAAAAGAUUUUUCAGAAGCAGUAUCACCCUAA
This is a messenger RNA of Schizosaccharomyces osmophilus, 4077 nucleotides long. RefSeq names its product CENP-A chaperone, CHD family Hrp1 (gene hrp1). Gene Ontology annotation, molecular function: ATP binding; ATP hydrolysis activity; histone binding. Gene Ontology annotation, cellular component: chromatin; nucleus. The transcript has a single exon. Gene Ontology annotation, biological process: nucleosome organization; regulation of transcription by RNA polymerase II. NCBI's taxonomy places the organism in Eukaryota, Fungi, Ascomycota, Schizosaccharomycetes, Schizosaccharomycetales, Schizosaccharomycetaceae. The record is from RefSeq and is a predicted model, not a curated record. Bases 1 to 4077 code for a protein of 1358 amino acids.